Messenger RNA from Drosophila miranda, 11254 nucleotides. RefSeq names its product hemocytin-like. Gene Ontology annotation, cellular component: extracellular matrix; extracellular region. Bases 80 to 11146 code for a protein of 3688 amino acids. Gene Ontology annotation, molecular function: chitin binding; protein binding. The record is from RefSeq and is a predicted model, not a curated record. The transcript is spliced from 15 exons. Lineage: Eukaryota; Metazoa; Arthropoda; Insecta; Diptera; Drosophilidae.
GACGCCGGAGGGCGGCGAGUGCGAAGUCAGUUGCAUCGGCAAGAACCACUUCUAUGGGGAGCGGCCGAACGUCCGCAAAAUGAUUCUUUCCUGCAGGCGCGGCACAUGGGGCAUUAAGAACGGAGCGCCCACGGCAAAGACCAUACAGUACUGCGAUGGUGCUUGCAUCUGCCGCAACGGUGGCAUUUGCAACGGCGAGAAGGUGUGCCACUGUCGCAAGGGCUACGGCGGAGUCAGCUGUGAGAAGAACAAGGAGUUCGCGUGUCCGGAAGAGCCGCCUCAGCUGCCCAGGAAUUCGAAAACCGUUUGCCGUGGCGACACCUGUGAGGUACAGUGCUCCAGAGGAUUUUCCCUCGCCGAUGGCCGCAGUCGGGUUCUGCUGAAGUGUGAGGGUACCAAAUACAUUGAUUUGGCUGGAGGCCACACCAAGAUAUCGGAUUGCGAGGCAACAUGUUCUCCGGUUUGCCUCAACGGCGGCAAGUGCAUUGCGGCCAAUGUCUGUGAAUGUCCACCCAACCUCCGGGGCAAGCAGUGCCAGUAUCCAGUCUCUAGCUGCAACAUAACCACGUUCAAUGGCAACUUUCAAUGCGACCACGCCCCAGAUCGCUCCGAGUGUAGGCUGACCUGCCCAUCUUUACCCGGAGUCAGUGUCCAGGGUACGCUGCAGUCGCUAUACGUCUGUGAUUACAGCACUGGCCAGUUUCAGCCCACACCAGCGGUCAAGUGCAUUUAUCCUCCCAAUAGAAACAUUUCGCAGCACAUCAGCACUUCCGACACGCAGACAAAUGGAACAGUAACCAUAACUGGUGGCCACGUCCUCCCAUGGCCGGAUAAUUUGAUCAGCAUCUGUGACCAAUAUGGUCGUUACAACAACAGUAAUGACUGGAUCUCUGAGCGGCCAGAUGUUGAUGACAUUGAUGGGGCCGACAGAUUGCGUCCGAAGCCCCUCAAGGAUAUUGUUGUGGCACCACAGCCGUCGGUUUGCAGUUCUUGGAAUGGUCGAAAUAUACGAACCUUUGACGGAUUGCUGUAUAGGGUGCCACUGAACUGUGCCCACACUCUGGUCAGUGACAAGAUCUAUGGGGCAUUCCAUGUGUCCAUUAAGAGCCCCUCAAGCACAUCGCCACUGACUAUUCAGAUCCAAUGGCAGUCCGUGCAAUACACGCUGGAGAAUCUCAAUGGAAGUGUGACUCUUUCCACGCCCAGUAAGAAGCUUUCGCUGCCUGUCCAGGUGCUGGGCAUGAAGAUAGUGACGUUCGCUCAGCACAUUGAAGUCGACCUUGAGUCGGUGGGUCUGCAAUUAAUCUGGGAUCACCAUCAGCAGCUCGCGGUGCACGCCAGUGUCGAUCUCUGGCAAAAGUUGGGAGGUCUCUGUGGGCAUCUCGAUGGCAACUGUGACAAUGAUCUAAUGAGCCGAUCAGGCAGCGUGUCCAAGGCAAUUCGCACUUUUACCGACAGUUGGCGCAAUGCUGACCAAACGUGUGUCCUCGAGCCCGAUGAGGAUUUGGCUCAGUGCCACGGAGAUCGCCAUAAGAAGGCCGUCAGCAAGUGCAAGGAUCUGCUGUACAAUCUUAACCUAAAGUCCUGUCUGGAGCAGUUCAACCAGGAGACUCUGCUGCGUACCUGUAUCAGUGACCAAUGUGCCUGUGCUGAUGGUCAGGACUGCAGCUGCAAUCUCCUGCAGUCGCUGGUGGACGAGUGUCGGUUUGAGGGCCUUAAGCCAGCCAAGGAUUGGCGCAAUCUUCAGCUGUGUCCCAUCAGCUGCAGCGGUGGUCGCAUCUACCAGACGUGUGGUCCGCAAUCGCAGCCCACCUGCGAGAAUGAAGGAGUCAGUGCGCCCGGUGAAUGCUUUGAAGGAUGCUAUUGCCCCGAAGGCAAGCUGCAGUACAGGGACACGUGCAUCGAACGAAAGAUGUGUCCCUGCGAGCUGCGGGGACGAGAGUUCCAGCCCGGGGAGAAGCACCAAAAGGACUGCAACACGUGCCUCUGCCAGUCGGGGAAGUGGCGGUGCACCGACAACAAGUGCGACAAACGCUGCUCGGCCUUUGGGGAUCCCCACUAUCGCACCUUCGAUGGCAAACGCUACGAUUUCCAGGGCCGCUGCCUCUACUACCUGCUCAAGACUUCCAGUCGUUCAGUGGAGGGCGAAAACAUCAAGUGCUCUGGGGCCAUCGAUGAAGCUGUGGAGCCAUCGCCCACUGGACACUCCUGCACCAGAUCGAUAGUUGUGCGUUUUACCCUCAGAGAUGGCGGUCCAACGGUCAUCAAGCUGGACCAGAAGCUCCAUAGCUCUGUCAACGGUGAGGCUGUGACGCAGCUCCCACUGGAGCUGGGUAACUGUGAAGUGGUGCUUCGACUGGCCAGCCAUCAUUUCCUGACGGUCACCUUUGACGACGGCCUGGUGGUGUGGUGGAACGGCCAAUCGACAGUUCACAUUGAUGCACCCUACAGCUACUUUGACAACACGGCCGGGCUCUGUGGCACGUUCAACGACAACACGAAGGACGACUUCCUCACGCCCGACGGUGACUACGAAGGCACCGCUGUGGCGUUUGCCAAUAAAUGGCGGACCAAGGAGAUGUGCGCAGAGCCAGAGCCACCCGUGGCGCCCACACCCUGCUCCGAGAAUCCCCAACAGCUAAAGGUAGCCGAAGAGAUUUGCUCGCUGCUCAGAUCCGAUACCUUCUCGCCCUGCCACUGGGCUGUAGAUCCUACCAGCCACUACGAGGACUGUAUUGCCGAUAUAUGUGCCGCCAAGGACUCCACCACAAGUCCGGCUACAACCAACAAGGCCUUGUGCGAGCUGCUUGCCGACUAUGCCCAUCUUUGCGUACGGAAUGGCAUUCGCACCAGCUGGCGGCAAUCGAUCAAACAGUGUUCAAUCAAGGGUCCUCGGGUCCAGCAAUUGUGCACCUGUUUGGAUGGCCUUUGGCAGUGCCAGGAUGCGGACAAGGAUGACUUAAUCGUUUAUCCGCCAUUAGGCAACCUUCGCAAACAGUGUGCCAAGACUCCCUACGCCAAGUUCGUCUCCUGUGCCCCCAAAGAGCCCAGGACAUGCAAGAACAUGCAUGACUUCAAGCCGGACACUGCCGCCUGUCGUCCCGGCUGUGUCUGUGACGAUGGCUACGUGUACGAUGUGACGCGCCAGCAGUGCGUGCCAUCGGAGAAGUGCUCCUGCUACCAUGCGGGACGGAGCUUUGAUGACGGCGACACCUUCAAAGAGCUGUGCAAUCUGUGCGUUUGCCAGGGUGGCUCCUGGAAGUGCAGCCGCAACGAUUGCGAGUCCUCUUGCAGUAUCUGGGGUGACUCUCACUUCAGCACCUUCGAUGGUAAGGACUUUGACUUCCUGGGCGAGUGCGAUUACAUACUGUCCAAGGGCGUCAACGAUCAGGGCCAUGGCUUCUCCAUUGUCAUACAGAAUGUACUGUGCGGCUCAUCGGGUGUGACGUGCUCCAAGUCCUUGGAGAUCAAUUUGAGCGGCAAGGCAAGUGAGGGUAAGGGUCAGGGUCAGGAGCAGCUAAAGCUGAGCGCUGGCGGUAUUUAUGCAACGGAUUCCAAUACAUCGACCAUAGCAGGUCUUCGCAAGCAGAUAAGCUCUCAUUCCUCCAGCUCAUUCCACAUCUACAAGGCGGGAGUGUUUGUUGUCGUCGAGGUACUCUCCUUGCAUCUGCAGAUCAAAUGGGACGAGGGGACCCGCGUCUAUGUGAAGAUUGGCAACGAGUGGCAGGGCCGGGUGGCCGGACUAUGUGGCAACAACAAUGGCAAUAGCUUGGAUGACUUCAAAUCCCCAUCGGGGGGACAGGAGACAGAGCCCACGCUCUUUGGUCACUCGUGGCGGACGCAUCAGCAGUGCGUGCUGCCCCAACAACUGUUUGACUCGUGUCAGCGGAAUCCACAGCGUCGUGCCUGGUCCGAGUUGCAAUGUAGUGUCCUGAAGUCGCCCCUAUUCGCAGCCUGCCAUGUGGAGGUGCCGCUGGAGCGUUAUCUGAAACGCUGCAUCUUUGACACCUGUGCCUGCGAUCAGGGUGGCGACUGCGAGUGCCUCUGCACGGCUGUGGCUGCCUAUGCCGAUGCUUGUGCCAAGAAAAGCAUCAACGUGCGUUGGCGUACGCCCCACUUUUGUCCCAUGCAAUGUGAUACCCAUUGCUCGGACUACAGUGCCUGUACUCCAGCUUGUCCUGUGGAGACCUGCGAUAAUCUGCUAGAUCAGGGAGAUUCGGGGCGUUUGUGUCAUCACGAGAACUGCGUCGAGGGCUGCCUGAUCAAGCCCUGUCCGCCGGGUCAGAUAUAUUUGAACGACACCCACACGGUGUGCGUGCCCAGGUCAGAGUGCAAGCCAGUGUGUCUGGUGCGGGAGGACAUCACAUACUACGAGGGCGACAUCACCUACACGGAUGACUGUGCCACCUGUCGCUGCUCCAAGAAGAAGGAGGUGUGUAGUGGCAAGCCCUGUCCACCCGUCGUAACCACUGAAGGACCAUCUGUCACGGGCACAGGAACAUUGCCAAAUCAAGAUCGGGGCAAGAACUGUGUGCGCGGCUGGUCGCGUUGGUUGGAUCGUGGCUCGAGUGCUGGUGGCAUUAAUCUCAACGAUGUGGAACCGCUGCCCAAGUUCGAUCGCUUCGAGUCCAUUUACGGCACCUGCGAUCGGGAGUACAUGACCAGCAUCGAAUGCCGCGUUAAGGACAACAAACAGUCGUACGACCUUGUGGAUGAUAAUGUCGUCUGCAACCUGGAUCGGGGUCUUGUCUGUGUGGGUAAAUGCCACGACUACGAGAUUCGAGUACAUUGCCUGUGCGAUGAUGAUGGAUACACCACCGCUAAGCCCCCACCGCCGCCACCACCCACAGAGAUCUGCGAUCCAUCGUUCCAGAUGUUCAAGGAGUACCCUGGGGACUGCUACAAGUAUCUGCGCUGCGAGCACAUUCCUGGGAAUACAAACUGGCACUGGGUGCCCGGUUCUUGUGGCACCAAUCUGAUGUUCAAUACGGCCAUCGGUGCCUGCGAUCAGGUCUCAAUAGUAUCACGGAUUAGGCCGCAGUGCCGCAAGAUAACCGACCGUUGUCGCGACGAUGAGGAGUGGAACGAUUGCGCCAACCAAUGCGAGCACACGUGCCACUUCUUUGGCCAGCAGUUGAUUAAGCGAGGGCUCUGCAAUCCCGCCGAACACUGCAAGGGCGGAUGCGUGCCUAAGAAGCGGCCGGAUUGUAGGGCCCUAGGUAAGUUCUGGCGCGAUGAGAACACCUGUGUGGAUCAGGAUGACUGUCCUUGCCUGGACGAUGACAAUGAUAAGUACGUGCAACCACAUGGGAUUAUUAUCAAUGAUCAGUUCGACUGUCAAUGUGUGUUCAAUCAAUAUGUGUGCGUCCCAAAAAAGACCACCACGGAGGCGCCACCGAUUGGAGGUCACACCACAACUACAGCAUUACCUUUGAUACCCACAACUCUUACUCCGCCUGUAUUGUGCCCAACAAAUAGCAUGGUUCGCUUCUUUACGAGGGAACCCUCUAUAAGCGACAGUGCCUUCAGUGCUUCCAGCUCGCUGAGCAACAACCACGUGGCGCAUUUGGCCCGUCUGCACCGUAAGCCCAAGCUCAAUGCUGGGGCUUGGACACCGAAGAUCAGCGAUCAGUCGCAAUAUUUACAGGUGGACUUUGAGCGGCCGCAAGGCAUCUAUGGACUGCUCAUUGCCGGCGAUCCACACAACGACAACUAUGUGACGCUCUUCAAGGUGCUGUACAGCCUGGAUGGCGAGGGCUAUCACGAACUGAUCGAUCAACGAGGAGAGCCACAGGUGCUGAUAGGACCUAAGGAUUCGCGUGUGGCCCGUGCGCAUGUUUUCCAGCGCCCCAUCGAGGCCAAGUCUGUGCGUCUCUAUCCGCUGAGAUGGCAGAAUGCCAUUGCCAUACGCUUUGAUCUACUGCUUUGCAACCAUGUGCCAACCACCACAGCUCCAGUGCCCGAUAGGACGACGCCUCUGCCGCCCACGAAGCCACCACUCGACAGGCUGAUCUGUGACGACCCUCUCGGUGUGGACAACGGAGACCUACAGCCCCAUCAAGUGACCGCGAGCAGUAUUUGGCUAUCCUCGCAGGUUGAUAGCCAGGUGGGUCUCUUGGACCUGCUGCAGUUCCGCUCCCAGCUGGGCUGGCGUCCACUGGCCAACAAGCAGGACGAGUAUGUGGACUUUGAUUUCCUGGAGCCACGCAACGUGACAGCCGUACAGACACGGGGCGGAGUCCACGGCUGGGUCACCGCCUAUCGCGUACUCUUCUCCCUGAACAGGCUGGUGUGGAACGAGCUGCCUGGACCGAAUGGAGAUGCUCAUAUCUUUGAAGGCAAUCGGGAUGCCCAGGGUAUUCAAACGAAUGGCUUUGUACGACCGCUGGUCACACGAUAUCUACGACUGGUGCCCACGGGAUGGGAGAAGAACAUCAACUGGCGCAUUGAGCCGCUGGGCUGUUUCCUUCCUUACCCCAACACUACUAAGCCCAUUAUGCGACCCUGCACCGUCUGCAAGGGCAUCGACCUGCCGUCUUUGACUGGAGGCGAUUGCCCUUGCAGCGAUGGUCUCUUUUGGACUGGCUCCAAGUGCAUCGAACGUAAUCUCUGCCCCUGCAUCGACAACUUCACGCCCUAUCCCAUUGGAACGAAAUUCGAGAAUAAAGACUGCGAGGAGUGCGUCUGUCUGUUGGGGGGAAUCAUCAGUUGCAAGCCACAGACCUGCCCACCCUGUCCGACCCACAUGCGGCGUGUCCGCAAUGGCUGCCACUGCGAGUGUCAGCUGUGCCCGCCCACCACGCGGCUAUGCCCCACCAGCGGGGAUUGUAUUCCAAAUGAAUGGUGGUGCAAUCACGUCCAGAAUUGUGCCGAUGAUGAGGAUGAGACAUGUGAUCCUGCACAGACAACGCUGCAGCCACCCACCACCAGAAAACCCCCUACAGAGUGUCCUGUUAUCGAGUGUCCCCCCGGUUACACCGUCAAGAUUAGGGGAAAAAUACCAAAAGUAUUAUCCGAAAUGCUCUUGACCUCUGUCUCUACAGAAAAUUUUGACAUCGAUCAGGCCAUCGAGCCAUUGAAGGAGUGGCUAUCGCAGCUGCAAUCCUCGGAUAACCCUGAGAUUGCUUCAGUGGUCCGUAAAGUACUAUCCUCUUUAACUGCCACUGAAGGGGAGGAGGCGGUGGUGAAGCCUCAAAGAGAGUCAGGUCUAACACUGGAACUGUUGGAGCUUAAUGAAUUGCCUUUGAUUCCACAAAGGCCAGAGACAGAGGCCUCGACUGCAUUGCCACUGGGAAUCAUUGAGCUUCUAAAGAAGAUUGGCAUUGCAGAACCCACGAUUUCCGACUAUUCGGAUACGGAUCAGGCAGGGGAUGAGCUAGAGCUGGACUCGGAGACACUGUUGCUAGUAAAUGGCGCACGUGGAACCAAAGAUAGUUCAGAGUUGAGCUUGUACGGAUACAACUUCCAGCUGCCACGAGAGCUGCAGGCUCUGAUGGGUCUAACUCCUUACAUUGCCACCAGAGAUCUUAAGAAUAUGGAGCUUUGCGACGCCUUCUGCUGCCUGCCCCAGAGCAACCAGACUUGCAUGGAUCCCAAGUGUCCAGAGGGUUACGAACCAAUCGUUGAUACUGCCAGCAUUGGAGCCGGAAAGUGUCCCAUCUACACCUGCAGACGGUCACGGAUACCAGACGAUACGUGCGACAUAACCGGACGUAUUUUCAGCACUUUCGAUGGUACCGUCUACAAGUAUGACAUCUGCAGCCACACCCUGGCCCGGGAUACGGACGGUAAUCGUUGGUCCAUCAGCACACAGCUCCAGUGUGCCCCAGAUCAGCCGAGCUGCGGGGCCAAAACUCUGAUCAUUAGCGACCAGCAGAGAGGUAUUGCCAUCAGCAUUCUGCCCAACCAGCGGGUGAUCUUCAACGGCUAUGAGUUCAGUGUACGCGAUUUGGCCUUGGUAAACGCCAUCCGGCGAUCCUUCGUCAUUAGCCAGAUAGGAGAGACCAUUGUGGUCGUUUGUCGCCAACACAAGUUCUGGGUGCAGUAUGCGGCCAGUGGGAACAUAAGGAUUGGUGUCUCCCAGGACCUGCUCGGCCGUGUGGAUGGGUUGUGUGGCUUCUACAAUGGUCGAAGUGAUGAUGAUAAGCGUACCCCUCAAAGAUUACAUGUGAUCAGCAGCACAGACUUUGGGGAUGCCUGGUAUGACCGCAAGGUGCCACUGGACAAGUGUCGGCCGCAGGUCUGCCCCGUGGAUUUGCAGCAACGAGCCCUACAAAUGUGCCAAGCAGUCAGACAUCCCUCGUUUGGAGCCUGCAGCGUCUCGGUUAACAUCCAGGACUUCCUCAGCCGGUGCGUGGAGAAUACCUGCGAGUGCCUGAAGGCCAAUGCCGGUGCCGAGGGCAGCUGUCGCUGCGACCUUCUGCAGCAAUUCGUUGGUCAAUGCCUGGCCGUCAAUCGCCACUUGCAGCUGACUAGCUGGAGGAGUGUGCACCGCUGCAACCAGACCUGCCGUCCCCCUCUUAUACACCACGAUUGCUACAGGCAACGCUGCGAACAGCAGUGCGGCGACCUCCAGAGCGGCCAGACGGCCAGCGUUUGUCCAUCCAUACCAAGGACCUGCUUCUCUGGAUGCUACUGCCCCGAGGGCACUGUGCGGCGAGGUGAAGAAUGUGUACCCAUCGAGGACUGCAAGGACUGCAAAUGCACCUUGUUCGGGGCCAGCAAGUUUGUCACAUACGACGGAAGCAGCUACAGCUUCAAGGGCAACUGCACCUAUCUGGUUACCAGGGAUCUGCUCCUGCCAGGCAGCUACCAUUUCCAGGUCUAUGCCACCAUCAAGCCUUGCGGUCCCACGGAGACGGAGAGCUGUGUACAGGCGCUGCAUGUGACUGCUGGAGAGCACACUCUCCACAUCGAACGACACGCGCAGGAUGUGAAGCUGUUGGCUGAUGGCUACCAAGUCUCCCUGUGGCCUCAUCAGUCCACCUGGCUGAAGGUGAUUCAACAGAGGGAACAGCAACUGAUUGUGCAACUACCACAAGCCAAGCUCGAGUUAAUUGUGAAUCUGAAUACACUGCAGUUUCAGCUGAGUGUGCCUUCGGUACGGUAUGGCAGUCGCAUGGAGGGUCUGUGCGGCAACUGCAACGGCCUUAGCAUAGACGAUUUGCACAUCAAUCCCCUUAAGAAACCUACGGAUCAGCGUCCCUUGGGGUUGAUAGACUUUGUCACCAGUUGGCAGAUAGACGAACCCCGGCUGGGCAUUAACACGCGUCCCUGCCAGGGCCAUCAGAUCUGCAAAGCCCUGCCCCGGGAGCGCAAUCUUUGCUAUCACCUGAUCGUACAGUCGGGCAUCUUUGACCGUUGUCCUUUGCUCGUAGAUCCGCUGGCAUUCAUUCAGGCCUGCCAGAAGGACACCUGCACUGCCACCACGGACAAGCAGGUGAUCUGUGACGCUCUCAGUGCCUAUGCAGCCGAGUGUAACGCUGCUGGCGUCUGUGUCGACUGGCGUCCCUUUGCCGAGUGCCCGGCACAGUGUCCGCCUGGAUUGUCCUACAAGUCCUGCGAUUGCGACGUCAACUGUGACACUGGGGUUGAUCGUGUUGAUCAUAGCAAUCUAGCGAUCAUUUUCAAGGGACGCUGCCUGCAUACAGAACGUCAUGAGGGCUGCUUCUGUCCCGAUGACAAGGUACUUCACCACGGCAAAUGCGUAUCCCCCAGCAAGUGCAUAGCCUGCGGCGACGGCCGUCACGUGGGCGACGUUUGGCAGCCGGAUAAAUGCACAAAUUGCACUUGUCUCGCCAGCGGACAGGUCAGCUGUGAAAAGGAGCAGUGUGGUCGCGAUACGGAUCACAUCUGCCAGAAGGGCUUUACUCAGGUGGUGCUGCAAAGGGAUUACGAGUGCUGCCCCACUCGCAUAUGCGUGGGAGACAUUGAAAAGCCUCCUGGACACGUUUGUGAGAAGCCCAAGUUGCCCGAUUGCGGUCCAGACCAGCAUCGAAUUGUGGACAAGGAUGUCAAUGAAUGUCCCAUCUAUAUAUGCGAAUGCAAGCCCAAGGUUCAAUGUGAGCCUACUUCUCCAGUGAAACUACGACCAGGAGAGAAACUGCAACCCGUAGACGACGGUUGCUGUCCCGGACAACGAGUUGUCUGUGUGCCCAGCAAGUGCCCGAAGCCGCCUGCAGUAUGCGAUGAGCAUCACUAUGAACUGAUCUCACAGAAAUUGCCCGGAGACUGCUGUGCCGUACACAAAUGUGUGCCGCCCAAGGAUAAGUGCCUGAGUCAUCACGACAAUGUGGUGCAGGCCCAUCAUACAGGCGACAAGUGGCAGGAUCCGCUGGACCCGUGCGUCUCGUACGAGUGCGUGGUUAUCGGCAAUCUGUUGCAGACAGUGCACACCAUUCUCAGCUGUGACAAAAAGUGUCCGCCUGGGUACACCUACGAGCACACGAAUAGCGCCAAGUGUUGCGGCUCCUGCGUGCCAACGGGCUGCCAUCACGAUGGCAAACUGUACAAGCCAGACGAGCAGUGGAACAGCCUGGACAAGUGCAUCACGUACACUUGCGUGUCCCUCGACGGUCAACUGAUCAGACACGAGUCGCACGAGGCCUGUGCGGAUGUCAGCCAGUGCCCGCUUGCGGAUCUUGUGGAUAAUGGCGGCUGUUGCAAGCGGUGCAAGAGUAGGCCCCCGACGCUGGAUAAAACAGGCUGUCAGGCCGUAUCUCUGCCCCUUCAGCACACGGUUAGGCUGAUCAGCUACAAGAGCCAGGAUCAUGGGCAAUGCUACAACGAGCAACCGAUCCAGGGUGUCACCCAGUGCGAAGGUGCCUGCGAUUCGGCCUUCAAGUACAAUCCGCUUUUGAUCAAGUUUGAGGAUAAGUGCAGCUGCUGUGCCGCCACGGGUUUGAGAACCGUCUUGGUGAAGGUAAAGUGUGCCGAUGGAAACUAUCUAGAACAGUCCCUGGAAGUGCCCACAGGCUGCAGUUGUGAACCGUGCAACAAACACCAUUUGGCAAAAGUGCAGCCUGUUGAGGAAACGAAACCCGUGUCUGUGGGUGAGCUCUUGGACAAGGAGAAGGAGAACGAUGAUGAAGAGGAGCUCAAUCUGCAAGACUUACUCGAUCAAAGCGGUGGCGUAAUUACGCGUUAACCGGAACCAUCCAUACCCGGAUAAUAUUAUAGAUUAAAAAGUAUCAAGCAAGACAAAUAACUUAAUAAAGGAGUUUUGUUUCACAUUAUGUAUAUGUGAACAUUAGAA